Molecule: messenger RNA, 1755 nt
Organism: Cordyceps fumosorosea ARSEF 2679
Lineage: Eukaryota; Fungi; Ascomycota; Sordariomycetes; Hypocreales; Cordycipitaceae
Product: purine permease
Exons: 2
Coding region: 1-1755 (584 amino acids)
Biological process (GO): transmembrane transport; xanthine transport
Cellular component (GO): fungal-type vacuole; membrane
Molecular function (GO): xanthine transmembrane transporter activity
Source: RefSeq, a predicted model, not a curated record
AUGGAUGAAGAUCACGGGCCGCAAUCCAUUGCGCCCGCGCCCGCGCCGCGCCGCACCGUCGGCUCCCGGCUCCGCGCUGUGAGACGGGCCUUGACCACCAAAAAGGGUCUCCUCGGCGACUACGACUAUGGCUUCCUCUUCCGACCCAACCUGCCCUUUAUGAGGCGUUCGACCUCGCGCAGCCCAUUCUUUGGGCUCAACGACCGCAUGCCUGUGCUCCUGGGCCUGCUUCUCGGCCUACAGCAUGCGCUGGCAAUGCUCGCCGGCAUCAUCACGCCGCCGCUGCUGCUCAGCGGAGCGUCCGGCGCCAACCUCGACAUCCACCAGCAGCAGUAUCUCGUCUCCACGGCACUCAUCGUGUCAGGUAUUCUGUCGACGGUCCAAAUAACCCGGUUCCGUCUACUCAAGUCUCCCUACUACAUUGGCACCGGCGUCAUCUCCGUCGUCGGCAUCUCCUUUAGCAUCAUACCGAUUGCCCUCGGCGGCUUCGAGCAAAUGUAUGCUAAUGGUUACUGCCCAUCCGCGCCAGACGGCACCCGGCUGCCCUGCCCCCGCGGCUACGGCGCACUCAUCGGCACUUCGGCGCUGUGCGCGCUCAUUGAGAUUAUCGUCUCCUUCAUCCCGGCACACAUUCUUCUACGCAUGUGCCCGCCCAUCGUUACCGGACCGACCGUCAUGCUCAUCGGCGUGCACCUCAUCGAAAGUGGCUUCAAGGAUUGGAUGGGCGGCUCCGGGCCUUGCUCCGACCCGACCACCGCCAAAGGCCUCUUCGCCGCCUGUCCUAGCACCAGCGCGCCGCACCCACUGCCCUGGGGCUCGGCUGAAUUCUUCGGUCUCGGAUUCUCUGUCUUCAUCACCAUCAUGCUCUGCGAGCGCUUCGGGUCGCCAAUCAUGAAGUCGACAUCCAUCAUCAUCGGCCUGCUCGUCGGCUGCAUCAUUGCCGCAGCGUGUGACUACUUUGACCGGUCCGGCAUCGACGUCGCGCCCGUCGCCUCGUUCAUAUGGGUACACACCUUUCCGCUCUCUCUCUAUGGGCCACUCGUGCUGCCCAUACUCGCCGUGUACCUCAUCUGCGCGUGCGAGGCCAUUGGUGACAUCACCGCCACCUGCGACGUGUCGCGGCUCGAGGUCGACGGCGCCGCCUACGAGUCUCGUAUCCAGGGCGGCGUCCUCGCCGACGGCCUCAACGGCAUGCUCGCCUGCCUCAUGACCAUGACGCCCAUGAGCACCUUUGCGCAGAACAACGGCGUCAUUGCCCUCACGCGCUGCGCCAACCGCCGCGCCGGCUACGCCUGCUGCCUCUUCCUCAUCAUCAUGGGCGUCUUCACCAAGUUUGCCGCCGCCAUCGUCGCCAUCCCGUCGUCCGUAAUCGGUGGCAUGACCACGUUCCUCUUCACCGCCGUCGCCGUCUCGGGCGUAGCCAUCGUCGCGCGCGGCGUCUCCUUCACCCGCCGCAAUCGCUUCAUCCUCACCGCGGGCCUGUCGGUCGGCUACGGCGCCACGCUCGUGCCCACCUACUUCUCCCACAUCUUCACCUACACCGGUGACAACAAGUCCCUUCAGGGCUUCUACGACGCCAUCGUGCUGGUCAUGCAGACGGGGUUCGCCGUCACGGCGGCCAUCUGCAUGAUCCUCAACCUGACGCUGCCGGAGGAGCUGGAGGACGACGUCAACGCCGAGGAGACGGAAGUGGCGCACGGUGACGGUGAGCGCGAGAGCAAGGCGCAGACAAGGGACAAUGUGCAUGAGAACUAG